AUGAUGAGAGCUUCUACGAUACGUCGGCGCCGAAUUGAGUCUGACAGUGAAACUGAAACUGAAGAUAGCGAUAACAAUGAAGAUGAUGUACCAGAAGAGUUUGAUGUGAAUUGGCGUAUUCCGUUAGGUAAUAAAACCAACAUCACAUUUUCGGAUUCGUCAGGUACCAACACAAAUCAAUCAGAAAUUUUUGCUUGUACGGAGCCACAUGAUUUUUAUUUCCUCUUUGUUACUGAAGAAAUAUUCGAAAUUAUUGCAAAACAAACGAACAUCUACGCUACGCAAAGAAAAUCAGAACUGCAAUCGUAUCGUUUAGAUCAAUGGUAUGAAACAAAUGCUAAUGAAAUAAAACGUUUCUUUGGUCUCAUUAUUUGGAUGGGAUUAGUGCGAUUACCAAAAAUUGAACUAUAUUGGAGUACAUAUGAAGGAUAUAAACAGGCACUUCCACGCACAAUUAUGUCAAGAAAUCGAUUCGAAUUGUUAUUGCGGUUUGUUCAUUUCAGCAAUAAUGAAGAAAAUGAUCCUAACAAUAGAUUAUCUAAAGUUGCUCAUAUUAUCGAUCAUCUAAACAGUAAUUUUAAGAAAUAUUAUAAUCCAGACGAGGUAGUAUGCGUGGAUGAAUCCUUAGUGCCAUUUCGAGGCCGCAUAUUAUUUCGUCAAUAUAUAAAACAAAAACGUCACAGAUAUGGAAUUAAAGUUUUUAAAUUAUGUAGUGGGCCAGGGUACACUUAUUCAUUUCAAAUCUACACGGGCAAAGGCGAAAAUACAAGUGAAAUAUAUGGAAAUAAGUCGACUGAGAUUGUAAUGGCUCUUUGUCAAGAUAUUUUAGGCAAAGGCCACACUAUCUGUACCGACAAUUGGUACACUAGCGUUAACCUGGCUGAAAAGCUAAUUGAUAUGCACACACAUUUAUUGGGUACUCUACGAAAAAACGGCGAGACAAUCCAAAAGAAGUAG
Cataglyphis hispanica is the source of this 957-nucleotide messenger RNA. Its product is annotated as piggyBac transposable element-derived protein 4-like. The record is from RefSeq and is a predicted model, not a curated record. The transcript has a single exon. The coding region runs from base 1 to 957 and encodes 318 amino acids. Lineage: Eukaryota; Metazoa; Arthropoda; Insecta; Hymenoptera; Formicidae.